AUGGAUUUCAAGGGCCGGUCGCCAUACGAGCCUCCAGAGACAGGGACUGUUGAUCCCUCGCAACCAGUGAGGAGAGUCUCUCAUAUCCACUCUGAUAGUUACAUGCAGCAGUAUGAUGCACGAGGUCAUCCAGUCAACCCUGAAUCCAAAACACUGGGUCGGAAUUUACGCAGAGCCAAAAAUGAUAUCCUGUCGACUAUGGGAAUCGUCGUCAGUGGCGAAGACCGAAACACCAACACUUCUAAUGAGCAGCAAAAGAUCGAUCAAAUCGCCGCAGAAAAUGACUUUGGUUUAGUUAUUACUACCUUGGAUCAGCUGUUCGUGUUUUUUAGUACCUGGUGGUCAUCUUCCCUGACAGGGCGUAUUCUGGCAUUCAAGCAUUACACGCAUGCUCCGUUACUGGAUGUCAUUCGCUCCGAACGUGGAGCAACCGGCGUUUUCGGUUUCUACUGCGCCGGUAUUCCUGCCUGGGCGGCCUCUAGCACUUUGGCCAUCUCUCGCGACAACCCAUUAAAACGGGUUUUUGUCAUCAUUAGGGAUUCUGUGUUGGGCUUAACUGGGACUGGGAAUAUAACACUAAGCCUUCGUGCUUUAUUCGGGCUCACCUAUUCUGUAGCACGAAGCUCCGUUCUUAUCCUGUCUCUUGAGGCAUACAUGUAUUCUAUGCUUCAAACACUCUCACUGAUACCAUCUAACGCCAUCCCAAGUCUCGAACUCUUGAUACCAUUUGGCGAAGCAUCUUUAUUCCGACUGCCGCAUCUUCCCAAUGAUCUUUCUCUGCCAUCCAUUGGUGGCUUUCUUUUACAGUUCAUGACCUCUCCCGCCGUCUUGACAUUUGUUUAUGCCUUUUAUUUACGCCCAGAGCUCGAGGAAAGGAUAUAUCGACUCAUUCGGCGACAGUUGCCAAAGCCUACGCUAGCCGAUGAGCUUUCGAUCCGGGUUGCUAUUGAUGAGAAUCUCGUUGAAUGGGUAGUACCCACUCUCGGCCGAAGAUCAGAAGAAGAAGCUCGUCGUGCGAAGCUCACACUCAUGCAAGAUAUCAAAGAAGAACUAGUAGCUUUUCGAGGAUGGGUGUUCUCUUUCUUCGGGCUUUUCUCGAGUAGGGAGAAUGAAGUGGAAAAGAUAGAAAACCUCAAGAAGCGGCUUGAAUCGUUGGAGCAACGAGUCGAAGAAAACCAACGUCGUAUUAACGCCAAUGAUGCCCUCAUUGACACUAAUAAUGCCCGCAUAGAGGCUAAUGAUGCCCCGAUUGACGACUAUAUCGGUGAUGCUCUUGAAGAACCACCCGCAACCAUUCCUCGCACUGAAGCCAAUGAUGCUGCAUCUUCUUAUUUACCACCCAUUGCAGAAUCUGCCGGUUCUCCCGACACUGAACUAGAUCUCGGCAUGACUCAAGUACUCACAAAUGAGAAUCGCCUGUCUCAGUCCCCCGGGGAGAUGAGUAAUGACUUUUUUUCAGAGAUGGCUACUGUUGGGCGGACAAGUGCGCCUUCAAAUACCUCCCGCUCCCAGAGUCAACCGAGUAUUACGCAAAGAGGCGAAAGUCCACUAGGAAACCGCCAAAACUCGCGAUCUAAUACCUUGUUUUCCCGCCCAUCUUCUCCGGAAACCUCUCCUCCAACUUCACCUCGUGUUCGAGCCUCAUUAAUUCAUCAGAGCUCCGACAUCAUUACCAUGCAACUGGAGCUGUUGGGUAAUCGCACUCGCAAUCCCCAGCAUCAACCGCAGACCCCUGGACAGACAACACUCCGGCCCUUUGGACGAGGUCAUCCAGCCCUACGUCAAUCAUCGACGGCUGGAGACCGCAGAUCGAUAGCCGACUUUCUCGAGGCGCUGAUUCUUAGCCAGGCUCAACAGCAGGCCACACAAGGCCAAUCUUUAGAGAACCCUGAAGGUCUGCCCAGGCUGGAGUCAGAAGAAGGCGAGAAUUCAGGACUGGAUAUUCCUGCCGUUCCAAAUCAAUCUCAAACCUGGGCGCAAGAAGUGGUGAACAGCUACUCGGAGCCGCAUCCCGCCACACUUGAAGAACCCCCAGUUCCAGACAUGCCUAACAUGCCUAACAUUCUCCCUGACGGCGUUGAAGAACCAAAUGACGACGAUGCAACCAGUCUACCGCCACUCAUGGAGACAACUGAGGUUGAUGACCUUCUUCCUAACACUGAAGUACUACCCCCGUCCCAUACUCCGCAGGCUCCGCCACCGGCAAAUAAACCCUCUGUCGCUCAUAGAGUGACUCUUCUAUCAGCACAUCCGGUGGACUCUCUUGCAUCGCACCUUGCAGCAGUCAUCAGUACCAUCAUCCUCUCUCCCCUCGAAUCGCUUUAUGUUCGAUCAUUAGCUCAUUCUUUCCUUGCAUCGCACCCUUCUGCUGCGGCUCAGGUCUCAGAUCUUCACCCCAUGCACCUGUGGUUUGGCGGUCGAACUUGGUCUGAUGCAUUUGCUUACUGUGGAAGACUGGUGCUUAUGAGAGCUAUGCAAACUGCAUUGAGGGCUGGUGUUUGGGGCUUCCUAGUGGGUUCGACAAUGAGAAUUGGAAGGAAAUUCUGUGGUUGGGGAACUUUAUAG
Penicillium angulare is the source of this 2565-nucleotide messenger RNA. RefSeq lists its product as uncharacterized. The record is from RefSeq and is a predicted model, not a curated record. The transcript has 3 exons. Lineage: Eukaryota; Fungi; Ascomycota; Eurotiomycetes; Eurotiales; Aspergillaceae. Bases 1 to 2565 code for a protein of 854 amino acids.